AUGGCGCCGACACGCGCGGACGCCAGCCGGGGUGCCCCAAGCCCGAAGAGGGGGCUGCACGCUGCCUGUGUGUCCCUGUUCUGCUGUGCAGCCUUGCAAACCAAAUGGUGCUGCGGCGCAAGUCAGUCGAAGGAGGAUGCUUUCGUUGCAGCUGCGGAGCGACCGAUGAGGGCUCCCGGCGCUUGGGCAAGCUGCCGCUUGCUGAGGCACCCUGAGCCUCGGACAGCUCGCAGAGCGCUGCCUGAAGCUGUCACCGCAGCUUCUGCCGCCGUCUUUGUUGCCGCGGCUGUUUUCGCCAGGGUUCAGGAGGAGGGUUCGGGAGGCAAAAAGCUUCUGAAAGAGGCCGGUCCGUUUCGUUUCUAUGUGGAUCGCUGUCUCAUCAACUUCGACCAAGCGUUCUGCCAGCUUGCUGCGACAGAGUCAAGCUUACCUGCAAUGAUUCCGGUGUUUACCUUCUUUGACGGCUACUUCCCGGUCCCCGAGCUGGACACCAUCCCGUCUAAGGUCCUUCUCCUGGACCGCUCGGUCACAGACACCUACGAUGACAAGCGCCGCCUUGCUGUUUGUCUCAGAGAAGCAUGCUGCGAGGCCACUUUCGCCCGUUGCUACUUGACUGACGAGGAAGUGGCUUCGGCAGCCAGCGGCGGCAAAGAGGGCCAGCUGUUUUUCGUGAAGCCCCCUUGUGAGAGCGGUGGUCGUGGCAUCCGUGUCGUAGACACUUCGCAGCUGCGCCAGGUGGCCUUGGAGGAGGGAUCCCUGGUGCAAGAGGCCGUGCAGGACUUGGAAACACUGGAUCAGCGCAAGUUCGUGUUGCGGUUUUACCUCCUGAUCCAUGGAGGACGGCUUUACCUUCACAAACGAGGUGUUGUCGUCGUGCAUGAGAAGCCAUAUGACCCUGCGAGCACUGACUACGAUGUUCAGGUCUGCCAUGACGAGAUGCACAGUGCCGGGGCUGCCGAUCGGUUGCGUCCCUGGCACCUGCAGCCCGAGGCCGAGCGCUGGCGAAGCGCCGUGCGACAAUGCCUCACAGAGGCCCUACCGGCACUUUGGCCUCUGCUGGAGGCCAGCAGCCUGGACCGUUAUGCCUUGGUGGGCGGCGAUGCCCUCAUCGAGCGAUCAGGAGAUGCAAAGCUGAUCGAGUUCAACUUCUUCCCAAAUCUAGGCUCGCGCAAUGGUGCCCUCAACUCCUUGGUCAAGCAGCCUAUGCUGUCGCAGACCCUGCCGUCCUACGUUCCUGCGGUUCCUGCGGCCUGUAAACUCACUGAGAGGGUAAAGGAGGUCAACUGCUGCGUUCUGGUACACACUCACUCUAUCAACUGUGAGGUUUUCGGAUGCUGGGAUAAUCCCUAA
Symbiodinium sp. CCMP2592 is the source of this 1350-nucleotide messenger RNA. Lineage: Eukaryota; Dinophyceae; Suessiales; Symbiodiniaceae. The record is from the annotation of a GenBank genome assembly.